AUGAACGGAACUGAGGCAUCCGUCGAAGCUCAGAAGCCACCGCCCAAUCCGGACCCUAACGAGGCGAAUGGGGUUGGUCAAGACGCAAAGAAGCGCAAGAAGGAAACUCUGAAACCCAUAAUCACAACCGAGAGUGCCUCUCAGCCAAGCCAAUCGCCCGGAUCACAUCAAUUAGGCCCAAUGACACAGUCUCCAUCGACUUCGUCCGUCGACGACCCCGCCGAGAACACGGCUGACGAGGAGGAUUCCGAGGAUUACUGCAAGGGUGGCUACCAUCCUGUCCAGAUUGGCGAGAAGUACAAAGAUGGGAAAUAUACCGUGGUUCGUAAACUGGGCUGGGGACACUUUUCGACCGUCUGGCUCUCCAGAGACAACACCAACGGCAAGCACGUUGCUCUCAAAGUCGUGCGGUCCGCUGCGCACUACACCGAGACGGCGAACGACGAGAUCAAGCUUCUCAACAAGAUCGUCCAGGCGAAACCGAACCAUCCAGGCCGGAAACACGUCGUGAGCCUCCUCGACUCGUUUGAACACAAGGGCCCCAACGGCACUCACGUCUGCAUGGUAUUCGAGGUAUUGGGUGAAAAUCUACUGGGCCUAAUUAAGAGGUGGAACCAUCGUGGUAUUCCAAUGCCCCUUGUGAAGCAGAUUACAAAGCAGGUCCUGCUAGGUCUUGAUUAUCUUCAUCGGGAGUGCGGCAUCAUUCAUACAGAUUUAAAGCCGGAGAAUGUGCUCAUCGAGAUCGGAGACGUCGAGCAGAUCGUAAAAAAGGUGGUCAAAAGCGAGCCGGGGGAUAAAGAAGGAGGUAAUCGCAAUGGACGGAGACGACGAAGGACUCUCAUCACCGGUAGCCAGCCGCUGCCAUCCCCUCUUAACAGCAACUUUAACCACGCCAACCUGUUCCCCCAAUCCAGUGCCCAGGCAAGCUUGGCUGGAAUGCUUCACGAAGGGUCAGGUAAGAAAGGAGAUCAAUCACCGAGGUCGGCUGAGGCGGCCCAGAAGCAAAGGGAAAAGAGCACUGAUUUGCUCUCACGCGAGGUAUCAGGUAUCUCUCUGGAUAAAUCAAAUUCUUCAUCUGCAUCAACCGGCGAGAAACGCAAGGCCGAGGACCCACAUGCCCACGAUAUCAUCAGUGUCAAGAUCGCAGAUCUUGGUAAUGCUUGUUGGGUAAAUCAUCACUUCACCAAUGAUAUCCAGACCCGGCAGUAUCGUUCUCCUGAGGUUAUUCUGGGGUCCAAGUGGGGUGCUAGCACGGAUGUUUGGAGCAUGGCUGCCAUGGUGUUCGAGCUAAUUACUGGUGACUAUUUGUUCGACCCUCAAUCCGGUACAAAGUACGGCAAGGAUGACGAUCAUAUUGCCCAAAUUAUCGAACUUUUGGGACCAUUCCCCAAGUCACUCUGUGCGAGUGGGAAAUGGAGCCAAGAGAUUUUCAAUCGCAAGGGAGAGCUGCGCAACAUCCAUCGUUUAAGGCAUUGGGCUCUGCCUGAUGUCCUCCGCGAGAAGUAUCAUUUCAAGGAGGAUGAGGCAAAGCGCAUUUCGGACUUCCUAACGCCAAUGCUUGAGCUUAUCCCAGAAAAGAGAGCAAAUGCUGGCGGCAUGGCGGGGCAUCCUUGGAUGGAAGACACUCCAGGCAUGAAGGGUGUGAAGAUUGAGGGGCUUGCGGUAGGGGGGAGGGGUGAAAGUAUUGACGGCUGGGCAACUGAAGUCCGCAAGCGAUGA
Messenger RNA from Clonostachys rhizophaga, 1719 nucleotides. The record is from the annotation of a GenBank genome assembly. Lineage: Eukaryota; Fungi; Ascomycota; Sordariomycetes; Hypocreales; Bionectriaceae.